CAUCAAUAUGGCGCUGUCCAUGGUUUAUAUGACUGUCCCGACUUCUAGUUCUUAUACAUUUGUCUUAUGAAGGUGUUUUUUUUUAAUGCAUUUAACGAACUAAAUAACAGAUUUUUAGUUGAAAUGACUUUUUCUUUUUUAUAGUUUGGCCUUUCAAUUGCCCAAAGGACAUUUGUUAGUGCCUGGGUAGCACCAUGUCUGGAUCAAAUGUGUGGAGUCGCAGCCGGGAGAAAAUAAGACUUUUUCCCGAAAUUUUUGCACAGUGUGCGAGUGAGGCAGCAGCAUAUGGAAAAUGUGUAGCAGCUACAACAACAGGCGGCCAGGAGCUAAAGAAGGACCUCUGUGCCAAAGAGUUUGAAGCGUUGAAGACUUGCUUUACAAAUGCAGCCAAGAAAAGAGCCAAAUGAAGAGCAACUGAUGCCCUGCUGCUAUCUCCUACUGAAACUGUGUAAUUCUGUAACAGUGAACAAAAUAAAGUUAUAUCCGUUUAUAGCAAACAAAAAAACGUCAAUAUUGUAGUAGAUCUUAUUUAUUCUUAUCACCAAGAUGUACAGAAAUACAUUGCACAUAGAAAAAAACAUUUGUAGAAAGCAAAGGUCCAAGAUGUUCAGCUGGUAACGGAUUAAUUUGAAGAGAUUGGCUACUAAGAAACGAAAAACAAAAUCAGGUUUUUGUUCCACCAUCCUUACAUGUUAUUACCACAACUGAUUAAAACAAGGGAUAUUUUGGAACACAAAUACACCACAAAGUACUGCAGCAUAAGGAUUAAAAGGCACCUAUGAACCAACAACA
This is a messenger RNA of Melanotaenia boesemani (Boeseman's rainbowfish), 792 nucleotides long. RefSeq names its product NADH:ubiquinone oxidoreductase complex assembly factor 8 (gene ndufaf8). Gene Ontology annotation, biological process: mitochondrial respiratory chain complex I assembly. The record is from RefSeq and is a predicted model, not a curated record. NCBI's taxonomy places the organism in Eukaryota, Metazoa, Chordata, Actinopteri, Atheriniformes, Melanotaeniidae. Gene Ontology annotation, cellular component: mitochondrion. Bases 195 to 407 code for a protein of 70 amino acids. The transcript is spliced from 3 exons.